AGAGGUAAUCAUCUACUCAAAUAUGCGACAAUCAUCAUCAGCACUGGCAUGGCCCCAGUUGGAGCACGCUCCCGGUCGUGGCAGCUCCAGUGCGAUGCAGCCACUGGUGAGCAUCCAUGGGAGAACAGUGGGAACAGUCCAAAACCACAGCCUGGAGGAAUCAGAGCUGCUUGCUGAAAGGGAAGGAGCACAGAGACACAAUUACCGCUUCCAGAGCACUAAGGAUGCCGUAUAUGCACCACAUAAAAGGCAUCCAGAGAACCUAGGCAGGAAACAGGCUUAUGUAGGCAACUCAGAGUUGCGGUGCUUGGCUGCCAAGGAAGCGGAGAAAAUGCUGGUGGCCAGGUGGGGCAGCUCUUCUUCCACCAGGACCUCUGAGGAGGUGAUGAACCCAAUGGCUCUCACCCAUGGGAUAAGCCGGCAUCAGAAGAAUUUAAAUGAAGAGAGGCAGCAGCAGGAAGCAGGAGAUGCUGAAGCUAAUCCAGCGUAUCACUGUCACGGCUACUCGCAGGCCUAUGAGAACAGGAAAAGGGAGCAGCAUCAAGCCCGGAGGAAGCUCUGUGCUGCAUCAGCCCAUCACAAUCUCCAGAGAUCUGGAGAUAUCAGUCAAGCCAAUGACACCCUAUAUAGUCCUGAUAUAAGUGUCUACCAAGGAUUUUUGGUGGCUAAGGACCAAAUGUGGAUUUCAAAAUACGGACACACGUUUCACACAGGUGGGCAGAUUGCUGGGAGCCUGGCGGUGAUCACUGAUGCAGCACACAUCCUGGUGGACUUGACAAGCUUCCUCAUCAGCCUCGUCUCGCUGUGGCUUGCCUCCAAACCUCCCACCAAGCAGUUAACUUUUGGGUGGCACCGAGCAGAGAUUCUGGGAGCUUUGAUGUCUAUGAUAAUCAUUUGGAUGGUGACUGGUGUGUUGACAUAUCUGGCUAGCAUGAGGCUGCUACACCCUGAUUAUGAUAUCGAUGCUACAGUGAUGCUCAUUACCUCUGCUUGUGCCAUGCUCGCCAACAUCCUACUAAGCCUGGUUCUGCACCAGACUGGACAUGGGCACAGCCAUGGGGCACAAGCCAGAGAAACUGUGUCGGCCCCUCCGGAGAAGCCAGCUCUGAGAAAUGCCAGCCUGCGGGCAGCCUUCGUGCAUGCCAUUGGAGAUCUAUUCCAGAGUAUUAGUGUGCUAAUUAGUGCACUUAUCAUCUUCUUUAAGCCAGAAUACAAAGUAGCUGAUCCAAUCUGCACAUUUGUGUUUUCCAUCUUUGUUUUGGCAACCACCAUCACAAUUUUAAGGGAUAUUUUGAUUGUGUUAAUGGAAGGAACAGCAAAAGGAAUUACUUAUGAUGCAAUAAAAGCAAGAAUUUUAGCAGUUGAGAAAGUGGAGUCUGUUCACAACCUUCAUCUUUGGUCUCUGACAAUGAAUCAAACUAUUCUAUCUGCUCAUGUUGCCACAGCAGACACAGAAGACAGCCAGAAGAUUUUGAAAGACAUCACCCAAGCCCUGUUUGAGCACUACAGCUUCCAGUCCAUCACCAUUCAGAUUGAAUCAGGAGAGGAUCAGAAACAAGACUGUGUCUUCUGCCAGGAGCCCAGGGAUUAAAGGAAGCAGUAUGCUAUGCAAAGUAAUGAUCACUUCUCUUACAGUUAUAUUCUCCACUGAUUUUCUUCUCAGAGACUGAAGCUGACUGGAACAGUUCAUGUAGCUUCUGCCUAAAUAAGAAAGAGCAGGAAUUCAUUAAUCAUGCCACAACCUGCUCAUCCUCAAAGAGAAUCGAGCACUCUGGGCUAGCUCCUGGACUAGCAGCAAUUCUGAUGUCAAAACGCCUGGAACUGGUGUGCUUCCCAGCAGCAGCGUGCAACCUGAAUCUUUAACUUUUGGCUCCUGCCCUGCUUUCUCAUUUGCUGAUCGGCAACAGCUAGACAUGCUUUGAAGGAUGUGCUGUGCUUUGAAGGAUGCGGUGCACUUUGAAGGAGCAGCAGAAACUGCUGAUGAGCUUACGAGGAUGUUGCAUCCAGACACAGAGACAUUUUUUUUUUUUCAAAAGCAGAUCCUUUGUAGGAAGCAAGAAAAAAAUAUAAGGACAUAAAUGGGAAUUCCUGUGGGUUUCAAAGUUAUCACAGUGCCAAUCAUCUGAGAAAUGUUGGGGAACAAGCUGCGAAGCUGUAUUUGGCCUACAAAGGGGUGCAUUCCCCCUCAAAAUGCAUGAGCAGCAGGAACAAUUCCACAGAGGUGCCAACAGGAGAAGAGUGUGAAUGUGAAGUGAAAUUUAACAACUCCCUGUGCCCUUUAAACUACACUUACAGAAUUAAAUGCAGAA
Oxyura jamaicensis (ruddy duck) is the source of this 2309-nucleotide messenger RNA. RefSeq names its product solute carrier family 30 member 8 (gene SLC30A8). Gene Ontology annotation, molecular function: zinc ion transmembrane transporter activity. Gene Ontology annotation, biological process: insulin secretion; response to glucose; zinc ion transmembrane transport. The record is from RefSeq and is a predicted model, not a curated record. Lineage: Eukaryota; Metazoa; Chordata; Aves; Anseriformes; Anatidae. Bases 23 to 1591 code for a protein of 522 amino acids. Gene Ontology annotation, cellular component: plasma membrane. The transcript has 13 exons.